Cylindrotheca closterium is the source of this 594-nucleotide messenger RNA. NCBI's taxonomy places the organism in Eukaryota, Bacillariophyta, Bacillariophyceae, Bacillariales, Bacillariaceae. The record is from the annotation of a GenBank genome assembly.
AUGUGCCAUCCACAAACGUUUACCGUCAAGAAUGCUUUGAAACGCCCACACCCUAACAGCAGCAGCAGCAGCAACAGCUGUACUUGCAUCGAAGAAGACACAAUCGCUUGUACCACGCGAGAAGAAGCAAAAGUCGCACCCACCCAACGAUUGGACUGCUUCGAACAACUGGAACCCACCUUUGAGCUUAUUGCUCCACCACGAAAGCGUGCUCGCACUGCUUCCAAAGUCCGUUUCUCUCCAGAAGAGAAUGAAGUGCUGGAUGUUUCGUCUCCACUAGACAAGAUUACCCAAGAAGAAGCCCUCCAAUUGUGGUACAAACGAACGGACAUCAAAUUGAAUCAAAUGGAAGCUCGGAAUCACGUGCUUCAUGGUUUGCCACUCGAAGACUCACGAGGUUACGAACGCUAUCAGUUGGACCGCGUCAAGCACAAGGCACUCGCCAUGAAAUGCACCCUACUGAUUGCCCAACAACCCUCCCUCACAAUCGAAGAGGUGGCCCAAGUCGCACGCGAAUGUACGGCUUGCUCCCGACGUCAAGCGGUCCUCACUGGAGCCGAAGACUUUUUUGGUGCCUACUUUGACAAGAAUUAA